AGAAUUAAGGGAAAAGUUUAGCUGGGAGAAGUUUGCGGCGAUGCUCCUACUGAGCACUCUGCCAAAUCCCUGUAGGAAGGAAAGAUAGGGGGGCAGGAAGAAGGAAAGGAGAGUUAGGAGGAAGAGGGUGAAGAAGGAGCAGGAGGGAGAAGUAGUCACAGGCUGUGUUUGAGAGGAGGGGGCCAGAGGCUGCCGUUUUUGUUCCCUGUGUUUAGGGGGGAGCAAGAUGAGCCUUCUGUCAGCAAUAGAUACCACUGCUUCAGUAUACCAGCCUGCCCAGCUCCUAAACUGGGUCUACCUAUCCCUGCAGGACACACACCAAACCAGUGCCUUUGAUGCCUUCAGACCAGAAUCAAGCAAUGCCUCCCAUCCUGAUAUCAACAGCUACUCCAAAAGCCCCCCUGAUCUGAACUCCUCCAUCCACUCCAGUUAUCUGAACAGCUUCCUGCAACUCCAGAGGACUGAGGCGUUGGGCAACAGCCUUUAUAAAAGUGCAUCACCCUAUGGAUCUUUAAACAACAUAGUUGAUGGGUUGAGCUCUCUAACGGAACACUUCUCAGAACUUUCACUUUCUUCUGAGAACAGGAAACCCAGCAAGAGGCCCCCUCCUAACUACCUGUGCCACCUCUGCUUCAACAAAGGUCACUACAUCAAGGACUGUCCACAGGCUCGUCCAAAAGGUGAAGGACUAACCCCAUACCAAGGAAAGAAGCGAUGCUUCGGGGAAUACAAGUGCCCAAAGUGCAAAAGAAAAUGGAUGAGUGGAAAUUCUUGGGCUAAUAUGGGUCAAGAAUGCAUAAAGUGUCACAUCAACGUAUACCCUCACAAACAGAGACCUUUAGAAAAACCAGAUGGCCUUGAUGUGUCUGAUCAGAGUAAAGAGCAUCCACAGCAUCUUUGUGAGAAGUGUAAGGUCUUGGGAUACUACUGCCGUCGCGUCCAGUAAACCAGCCAAGCAUCACCAGCAAUCAAACAGGCGCAAAAGAGAACGGAAACAUAAAAAGAAACAUGUUGACUUGCGUAUAAAAUAAUAUGCCUUUUUGAAUAUUAGAAUGUAACAUUCUUCCUGUGUAAGUGUAUAAAAUGUAUUUAUGGAAAGUAUUAGAGAUUGUCUUUAAACAGAGUUAGCAUGGUUGCUAUCUAACUCCAGAUUUUUCAUGUUUGGGAUUGUAAAAGUAGGGCCCUUGCAGGAGAAUCACUUCUGAUGCAGAAAAAGCAUAGAAACAGCUUUUGGUGAAUAAUUUCUAAUGAGCAAUGAUUUACAUAAUGUCAUCUUUUAAAAAGUUACCAUUUAAACAGUAUUUUUGUUUUGGGCUUUUGUUUUUGGACUUAAAAUCACAGACCAUUUUCCAGCUACAUUUAUAAGAAAAAUGCUCUGGAACAACAAGUUAGUUACCCCAUCAACUACUGCCAACAUGUGUUUGCCAUUGUGCAGCUUGUUGUGGGAAGGAGAAUUGAAAGUUUGACUAAUUUUCCUUUUAUAUAUCGUAUACUAAACUAUUCAAAAGUCUUUUUAGGCUAAUAGGUCAAAACCAAACAAUCCUUGAGUAAAUCUGGUCUGUGAAAUCCCAAAACAGUAAAAUAAUAAAAUGAUUUAUAAAAUCAAAUCUGGAAGCUAAUGGCAACCUUUAGUUACAGAAAAUGUAAAACCUGCCUCCAUUUUUAGGGAGGCAAGGGGGAUUUGUUUACAUAGAAUGCCUAUUUUGUGCUGCUGGAAAAGUUCAUAAUAUAGUUGACAACUCCAGAGCGUUGAAAUUUUUCAGAAAAAAAAGUGUUAAAAAAAAAGUAAAAAGAAAAAUUGGCCUGAGCAUGAAAUGAUAAAACAAAAUGCAUAACACAACAAAUAAUGGCCAUGUGGUGUUUAAUAGAAGCAGUGUUACAUGUUGCGUUCUGAAAAUGAUUUUUCAGCCAAAAGCACACAAUUUUUUUUUAACUGUGAAUAUGGGGUCAUCCAUGGAUGAAAAUUGUCCCAAGUCUUUGAGCUAGAGUUUUGCAAGAAUAACUAUUUAUAAUAUAUGUUUUAGAAGCCACUUCUGGAAUAUAUGUCUGUCGUUUUAGGAUUGUCUGUCUGUUUGUGUGUGCGUGUGCAUGUGCCUUCGUCUCUAACAGUGUGCUAUAUUGUUUACUCUACGUUUUGUAGUUAGUUAGAUUAUAGGUGGUAAAAUUUAAAGUACAAUACUUAUACUCCUAUUUGAAUACUUUUCCAUAAAUGAAGCAAACCAUAUGACCCUUCACAACAUUAAAAAGGGUAUUUGUAGAGGCCGAGUUUCAAUGCAGCAAAUGAGGCUAAAUGACAAAUACAGCAUGAGUUGUCUAAGUUUAUGGUUAGUGAAUUAUACUCUGCAUGCUCUAUAGCAACUUGCCAAGUAUGGUAUUCCACAUUUUUGUAAUAGAUGCCAGGAGCUAAAGGUAACCUUAAUACAGCCAGCCACCUUUGUAUCAUGAAUUUAAAUAUUAUCUACUAGCAGCAAAGGAUGGCAUUAACAAUGUUUAGAUGUCCUGAGUCAGCUUCCAGCUCUAUAACCCAUAGAAUCUGCCCAUUCGCUCAGAAUUCUGAGAAUCAAGGACAUCAAAACUUACUGAACUCUCAGUAAAGCUAUGUACCCCGGCAAAUACCACUAAUAUGCCUUCUAGAAUUAGUAUGUUCUGGCUCAUUGCCCAUUGCCUAAAUUCUUCUUUGUGUUUCUCAAUUAAAGGAUCACUCUAAGCAGCAUACCCACUACAGGUUUACUGUAGUGGUUAUGGUGCCAGGGGAGCUCUGGAACCACUGCCAUUGUAAGGAGUCGAACUGUUAUAAAAUGUUCGGAACCCUUAGAAUGCGCAGACGCAAGGGCAUUCCUUUGACCAUAAUCACUACAGCUUGCUGUAUUGUGUAUGGUGCUUGGAUUGCUGCUUUAACAUACCAGUCACAUUCACACUACUGGACAUGGCAAUGUCCACAUGGAAAAAAUAUUUCUAAAAGCCGUUGGUUACUGGCAAAAAUGAUAAAUAAUCCAGAGAACAGUAAGCAAAGCAACAAGGGAAUUAAACAUCUGCGUCAUCUGCUUGCUUCAUUCUGCACUAAGACACCUAAAUUCUUGUUCUUAGAUCAGAAACAUUUCUGGUGAACUGUGUUUUUCUGUUGCACUUAUUUCUCAGUUUGUAAAUUGUAUUCUUCGGGUUUGUAUUUAUUUUUUCAAAGUGAAAGUGAAAUUUCUCCAGCGUUUCACUCUGCUUCUAGUCUUAGUUGCAGGGUUAUUCGUUAAACCAUGAACGAUCGGGAUUUUUACAUUUUAGGCAAGAGUAGUUGGACUGGAACAGUUCUUCAACCAACCCAUAUUUCCAUCUCAGCUAUAUUGGCCUUAAAGGGGUUAGUCCAAUAAAAAAAAAUGGUUUUAGGGUCAGGUGCCAUUUUUGCACAGAAUAAACAUUAGCCAGCCUGGAACUUUGAGAAGGAGAUACAGCUCCGGCAGAUAAGGGAUUCAUCUCUGUAUGUGCGAAACGCUGCACAUACAGACUUUAGGCACCAUCACCAUUUCAAAUCAAUGAAGUGGUUAUGGUGCUCAGAGUAACUCAUUAAACUUGAGAUUCCUCGGUGAUUUUAAAACAUCUCACAGUUUGCUGAAUAACCCUGUCUGGUCUUGUUAUGUGGCUACUGUGGUUGAGCUGCUUCAGACCUUUACAAUAAAUAAAGAACUAGCUGUUCAACUGAGAAUGCAGUUAAUACGGAUUUUAGUUAGCCACACAGGACAUUAGAAAUGAUCACCUGCACAAUUUGUGAAGUGGUGAAAGGAAUUCUUGUGCUCUUGCAUGACCAAGGAUUUUCUGCUGUGUUGAAAGUUGGAAUGUUCAUAUGUGAUAAAAGGGCAGUGGAAAGAAUACAUUAUUUACUGGUAAGCAGUCAUGUAGGUGUUAUUGAUGAAAGUGACAAAGGAGUUAUUGAUGAAACGUGUUCGCAUGUAAAAUGUGUAGGAUGCAAUGUAAAAGGGUACUGUGGUGCAUUAGUUUGACUGAACAGUAUCUCGGAGAUAUUGGUGCAUGGUAAUGGAAUGAUUUUCAGUUCUAUGGACUAGGUUUGGCUUACUGAGCUGAUCUUACAUGUUUAUAGAAGGGUAUGUUUAUAGGCAGUAAUAGGUUCACAUUAUCAUGCUAUCAUGGUUAGCCCUUUCAGGGUUUUCAAAUGUUCCUACACUGGAGUAAUUACAGUUUAACAGUAACACUAGAUACACGUUACUGACAAAAUACAUAUACAUGUAUACAUACACACACACAUAUGUACAGACACUCCUCACUUACCGACCGGGUUCCGUUCCUAUGACCGGGUCGCAGAACUAAUUGGUCGGUAAGUGAGGAGUUAAGGGAAUCCCUGCUCUGGUGCGUUCAUCUAGCUUCGGGGAAAUUUCCUCGAACAUAGACGAACGCACCAGAGCAGGGAAUCCCCCACGACGGGCGUCAUAAAACUGGUAGGGUGCUAAAUAGGGACCACCUGUAUUCAAUUUAUAUAAAUAUAACGUUUUAUGGACAGCAUGUUAAAGAUUUUCCAGUUGGUUUGCAAGAAAAACUUUUCUGUUUACAAUAUUGUUACAUACCUUCCAAGUAUCCCAAUUUAGGAGUGACAGUGCCUACUUUGGACCCACAUCCUUCUGUCCCUCUUUUCUAUCUUAAUGUCCCUGUUUUCUGCGAGCUCUAUAUUGUUGGUGUGUCCAAGUGUAUAACAGAGCUCCACAGCAAUAAUACUCACCGUAAACUACAAUAAAUGUUUUUAGAAAUCGGUCUAAUAAGAUAAAUUGUUCUUAAGUGUCCCUAAUUGUCUAUUUUAAUAGACACAUCCAUUGCAGGCUUAUGAAUCUACCAUCAAAACAAUAAAAUGUAUUUAAAUCAUUAAGUCUCUUAAGAAAAGUUAAAUAAUACAAAAUAACUUUGGGUUAAAAUGUACUUUUUUUUGUUCUUAUUAGUGAUAAACAUCACCAGGCACUGGUCAUAUACAAACAGUUAAAACACAAUAUUGCUGGGGAGCACACCAACUUACCUAAAAAAAAAAUUUUACUUAUGAAUGCAGAGUAAGUUAUUGUCCAUUGUUAUUUGGUAAACAAAUACACUUAAUGUAUUAUAUCAUGCCUGCUUGUUUAAAGUAACACUAUAGCGUUAGGAAUACAAAUGUACUCACCUUUUCUCCCCCAGAUCACCUAUCUCUGUGCCACUACACCCACCUCCUUGGCGGAGAUCAUUAAGAUUGAUGAUAUCAGCCAUGCUUUCACACAGAAAAGCAUUGGGAGGCUAGUGCAAAUGUGGUCAAAAUUACUCACUGCACUAAUCAGAUGGUCUCUAUGAGAUUAUCUGAUUCCAAUAGCAGUGUUUUACUCUGAGUGGUCUAAGUGAGAUUAAGUGCUCUGGGUACCUAUAGUGUCCCUUUAAUUUGUUUAGCAUUGACACCUUUAGGAAGUAAAAAACAAACAAAAACAAAUACUAGCUUUUAAAUACUGUAGUGAAUCCAACAUAUAAUCUAUAUAGCUGACUGUGACUUCAGGGUUAAUAUUGGUAUUUAAACAAAAACAAAAUAUAAAACAUUCUUUACCUUUUAAUGCUGAUCAUUUUCAGUAUACACACACAAAUAGCUAGACAUACAGUGUAAGAGGUUUUAAAGGUAAAUCAAUACCUUAGAGCUGAAAAAGUACUGGAAUGGAAUGUGAAGGAAAUAGCAGGUCAAAAAGAGAGGUUGAUGGAGGUUAUUUUUUUUCUUUGCUCAAUUUUGAGUUUGAGAUGGUGUUGACUUGAGUUAAGAUGCUUAUUUGACCCCUUUUACACCCUUUGGGUACUGUUGGAAUUUGAUUUGGUUUGAAAACAAAGCAGUAGACUACACAAUAUAUGAAUUAAAAAAAGCCUUAUGAAAGAGUGUUUUUAAUUGAGAAGAUCUGUCUCUGAUCUAGGGUUCAGGUUAAAGUAACUUCAGACACACCAAACAAGGACCUUUUAACGUUCUCCUGGCUUUAUCUCACAAGCAUCACCACAUGGUGGUGGUGGUGGGAUUACAAUUUCAACUAGCAACGUUUUUGAAAUUCUGCUGUGUCCUUUGUACAGAAAGAACUAUCUGCUAACGAAUUAGAUUUAAAAAAAUAAGCUUAUGUCUUUGCUUUAAAACAUGCUUUGUUUGUGGCCACUAAGGACAAAUUAUCCACCAUGCCUUGGCAGUUUGGAAUUUGUCAUUUUCCACUGUCUGUGCGAGUGUGUGUUGUGUGAAAGUAUUGUUGUUUAUUUAUAUAGCAAAGUUUAAGGGAGCUACUGGAGGGCACAUUAUCUGAGUAUAUUCAUAUCACAAUUGAGUCACUGUAGCUUAAGCCUUAAUCUGUGCCUGUCAUCUUGCUAUGGGUUAGAAGGACAUGUUCUCAAUUGCACACCAAUCUAUGUAUAUUGGAUGAUCUUAUAAAGGGACAAUCGUAUAAUUAUUGUUUACCCAUAUUUUCAGUCUAGAACCAUUUUGCUUGCAGAUAAUUAUUUAUAACGACUUUUACUUGACAUAGCGUUUCUUUUUUUUUUUUAAUACUAUUUGUGUAUUUUGGGGAUGGGGGAUCUUUUAGAUGUUACCUUUUAUUUGGAAGUAGAGACAGGGAAGUUCUCAUUAUUUGGAAAGUUUGGUAGAAGAACAUUUUGCAAUAAUGUCGUAUUCUGUAUAUAUUUUGAGGCCUUCUGGUUUAUUCGUAAAUGUUCAUCUUUGAUGUUUCAUUUUUCUUAAAUGGUUUUUAAAGUUCUUAAGUAUUAUUAUUAUUUUUUUUUUAAAGGGCCAUUUUCCUUCUUUCCAAACACUAAUGAAAGUGAAUUGUUUUCAUAUUUCUUUUACGAGUUAAGGAUGUAUCCUAUAGGAAAUAUUUAUGGAAGAUGUUUGUUUGUGACAAUGCUUAUGUCUGUAUAAAAUACGUAACCAUAUACCAUCAAGAUGAACAUAUUAUCUACAUAAAAGUAUUAUAUAAAAGGUUGGUACAUAAUGUCUAAAAAAAAACAAAAAACCUUUACACAUAUAUGUAAACAAUGUAUUAUUAUUGUGUUGUUAAUGCAUAGUACUUUAAUGGAUAAAAAUAAUAUAGCAGGUUAGCUUUGUGCUAUCAAAACAAUAUUUUGACAAUUCUGUUAAGUUUAUAAUCAUAGUUUUAACUCCUGCACUUGAAAAAAGUGCUUGAUAUGUUUGUUUUUUUUUAAAUCACAGAGCACCCUUGCCUCAAAGGGUUAAACAUUACAUUAAUAUACUUGCGUAUGAUCAAGUGUAUUUUAUAUUUUACAGAAAUGUCUUUAACUCUUAAAAAGGGAAAUUGCGCACUGUAUGUAAGCAGCCAGCUUGUUUUUGUUUUUGUUGUUGUUUUUUUUUUUAAAUUCUCAAUCUUUAUUGAUAUGAUUAGUCUGUAGUACAUAGGAGAUAAGAAUCACACGAGUUGCUUGGUUUCUAAUGCCUUGAAGAAUUGUAUUUAGUCAUUAGUUGGUAAAAUUGCUCUCUUUUUUUAAACCUUAACUGGUCUAAAUCAAAAUGGUAAUGUUUCUGUCAUUUCAAAGAAUAGGACUAAACCUCACAAAUAAUUAGAUUUUGCUAUAUAUUAGAUACACUAAACAUAACAUACACUACUAUCUGAAUAAUAUAUAGUGUGGUGAAUGUACAUAGAUAUAAAUCGCUGUUUCAGUCAGAGGACACUAUUGAUAAUCGUAUCGACCUUGAGAACCCUAUAAACUGCCUGGCAUUUAUCAGGUUUAAAACCUGGUUUGACACGUAAGUGAUAUUUCAGUGCACAUACGGACAUUUACAGACUAUGGCAUUUGUUACAUCGUCAGCUCAAUAUAUCUCGAUGUUCAAAAUCAAGUCAUUUCCGCAGGGUUACGGAGGUAUAAAAAAAAGUUCAACAUUUGAAGUGAACGUGAGAAUAGAGUUAUGUACACAUUAGUCCCUAUAAGUCACACCAAUUUAAGCAGUGUUUACAUGUAAAUAUAAUGCAAAAUUAUUUUUGAUUGAUUUAUUUUACUAAAAAGCCAAGAUUAAAAUGAAGAGGUGCAUUUAGUAAUUCUAAGGAGGUUUAGUUAACGGACCUACUUUGUGCAGUUGUUUAUAUACCUGGGAUGCUAUGCACCUCUAUAGUCUGAGUUAAAUAUUCUUCAUUGAAAUGCUACCUCUGUAUCAACUGGUAACUUUUUAACCAAGUCUGAGAAGUACAAAUAAGAGUUUUACUUCUUUUUUUUAUAUAAAGAUUUCUUUGAAAUUAAUUCAAAACAAGUUGUUACUUACAAAUGUUGACCAUUUUGUAGGUUUAAUUUGUUUUAACAUUAGUCUUUCCAGCAAAAGCUCCGAUAAGUACAGUGGUAAACCUAUGGUAUCUCCUAAAUGAUGGUUAAAGGGGCAGUCUAGGCAUGCUGCAAUCCAGUCUCUAGCAAAUGAGGAAGUAUUAGCAGCAUGAAUUUCAUUUAUAUCUUAUAACCAUGCAUUGGCUGAGCACACUCACUUAAUGAAUGGUUUUAAAAUAUGGACUACACCUUUAAAAAAAGAAGAUCUUUUGGAAUUUUAAUUUAGACAUCAGCUGAUGUAGCUUGUUUGCUGCUAUUUAAAGUAACACUAUACAACUUCUCCAUGGCUAGGACCUUAGACUUUUUUUUCCCCCCUUAAAUACGUACCUGCCUAAUAAUUAGCCAUUUAUAUUAAGAAAUAACAAUACAAACAGUAGCCAAUUUGCCUAAAUAUUUUCGUUAGACUGCUACAGUGCAACUCAGAAAUAAACACGGUAGGGGAUACAGUAUAGUUUAAGGUUAUACUUAAAGGAAAGCCCUGAAAUUAAAAAUAAAUAUUUAUAUGAGAAGCGUUAGCUACAUUUGGCAUUUUCAUGCUGCAAGACCUUUUAAGGGGACUGUCCGUCUAAAAGCCAAUUGAGGCAUGUUCUCAACCAAAUGUAAGCAUUGCCAUUUCUCAGAAACAGCAAUGUUUUACAUUGUCUGAGGAAAGGGGCCGGGUCUUUAUAUCAACUUCUUUACAGAUGUAAAGAAAACUUUUUUUUUUUUUGGUGCUUAAAGUGUCCUUUUCAGAUAAAAUGUAGAGGUAUAAUAUAUCUACAACAUACAAAGGUACAGUAUACAUCAUCCAAAAAUACGAUUCUCUAAGUUUACAGAAAAGGAAAAGUACAACUGUGUUUUAUGUUACAGGAAUAUAUGAUCAUGAAAUGUUACUAUCCUACUAAACGUUAGGCACUGACUAUAUUAUUGUAAAAUAGAUUAUUGAUAAAGAUCAGACUUUUUGAAUUAUUUUGUUCGCAAAUAUUGAGACAGAUGAUUUCAACUGGCUAAAUAUUAUCUCUCUACAAACAAUAGAAAGCCAUGAUCUCAUUUUCAAUAUCUCGGUUGAGGUGUGCAUUAGGUGUAGAAGUGCAUUGGAAGCAAAGCCAUCAUACAUCAUAUCAAGCGGUAGUGUUUGGGAAGACAAUAGUUUCAUAAACAGGUUAGGACAUAGGCAAUAGAUACAUAACUGCAGAUAAAUCAACAUGUAGGUAAGACGUUGAUGAUACAUUUUCUACAAUGCUAAACUCAACUGUUUUACCAUUCAUUGUUUCUUCAUGAGGUGUCCCUUUAAUAAAACAUACCAUUAUUCCAUAUGUGUUUACAACGGGAAUCUGGUGUGCAGAAUCAAAGUUUGAUUCAAACUUGUAAUGUAACCAAAAGGGGAGACUGGGACUAUGGUUUGUUUUGUGCGGAGAUAAUAUUCGAAGUUUGGUGGAACAUGAAGACAUUAUGCUGUACUAAAAGAAACUCAUCUGUCUAUAUUGUAGUAGAGUAAUUAUUGUUAAUUUGUACUCUUAUGUUAUGAUAUGAUCUAAACAAGGCCUAUUAGUUUAUUCUUUAAAUGAUUCUAGCCUGUAAAUACUAGGCAAAUUUCUUGUGUAUUUUCUUUUUUUUUUUUUUUCUGCUGAUCUUGUAAACAUUUGUAUGUAUAGAUUGGAUUAAAAUGUUAAUGGGUAACCAUACAUAGAGCUACAAAUGAUGGGAAGACCCCAAUAUCCAGAAACCACAAAGUGGAAAUCUGGAAGAGGGUGCGUUUCCCAUAUUGGCAUUCCGACUUGUGCCUUAAAUGCUUUGCCUUCAGUGUAGUGUUGUAGUAUUUUAACAACCAAUUAAAAAUUUGCAAACCAA
This is a messenger RNA of Pelobates fuscus (common spadefoot toad), 10125 nucleotides long. RefSeq names its product zinc finger CCHC-type containing 24 (gene ZCCHC24). Lineage: Eukaryota; Metazoa; Chordata; Amphibia; Anura; Pelobatidae. The transcript is spliced from 4 exons. Bases 227 to 946 code for a protein of 239 amino acids. Gene Ontology annotation, molecular function: zinc ion binding; nucleic acid binding. The record is from RefSeq and is a predicted model, not a curated record.